GUGUAGCGCCGAUUUUGCUAUGUUCUCACCUCUUUCAAUAAUGAAAUGAUCUAAACAAACCUAACGAGGAAAAUAUGAAGCAGAAAGAAGGAAACCCUUGAUUGGAAACGCUGCAAAAUUUCUGAUACAAAAAGUUUCAGACACUUGCGAAAACUACAAUGAGGAGCAAUAGCCCAUACGUCGCUGGCCAUGUUAAGGGACGAAGACUCACCAGGCUGAGUCAAAAGCAGGAGAUUGAAGAUGUCAUAAAUGUGCAUGCGAAUAAUGAUGAGCACACAGAGACUUAUGAAGAAAAUGUCUACGGAGAAGAUUCUUGUGCUGGUUAUAACCAAAAUGAGGGAAAAGAAGCUGCUCCCGACACUUCUGAAAUCGAGGUUCCUUCCCUCGGGUGCACUAUUAAGAAGGAGUGUUUCCCGACCAUGAAGUUGACACUUAAAUCCUCUCUUGGGAAGUGUCAAAAGGCCAUCAAGGAGGGACUGGCACAUCAUCCUGAAGUGCUGGAUUCUUUCAAGCAUAGUAGCCCUUUUGGAAACUACUUGGAUGUGGAGUUUAUUCCUCCCCCGCUGAUGAUUUGGGAGAUUCUCUCUAGGGAAUCAAAGGUUGAGAGAGAUGGAGAACUUUGGUUUGUAGUCCAUGGAGUACCGGUUAGGUACUCAUUGAUGGAGUUUGCACUUAUCAGUGGCCUGAACUGCUCGGAGUUGAAUACGGAGUUCGAAGCAUUAUAUGAUGCGAAUGCUCGGAAAAAUUUUCUUGAAGCUCACUUCCCUUUGGUACUCCGGGACAAGAAGUCUAUUGGAGUUACAUACAACAUGGUAGUCAAAUGCUUCAACGAAGUAUGUAAGCUCUUGGAUAACAAGGAUGAUGAGAACAAGAAAAAGACCCAGAUUGAUGCUGUGAGAAUGGCCACACUUCUCUUCAUUGUUGUGGUACUUCUAGCUCCAGCGGAUCACGAGAAGUUUGUUAUCCCCGAUUGGAUAUUGGGGUUAGUUGGUCAAUGGAAAUCACUAUGUAACUUCCCCUGGGGAACUUGGGCAUUUAUGGAGUCUUUGGUGUCCCUAAAGAAAGAUCUGGUCUCCAAGGCUGAGAGUUUGCACAAUGGUGGCUCUGCAACCAUCUACUACAUUGGUUUUGUGCUUCCCCUCGGUAUCCUAUUACUCGAGAGUUGUUCAGACUUCGCUGCAAGGUUUGCAAUGAGGAGGCAGCAGACUUCCCCAGCACAACCAAGGAUUUGCUUAUGGAAGGGUAUCUCAAACAAGAAGAAGAUAACCCAUAAAGAAGUUGAAAAUUCUAUGAAUGACGUUCAAAGUGUGCAAAGCAUCCUCUGUCCUGACAAAGAGUCUGAAGAACACCUUAAAGAUUUAGCUGAGCAUCUUGUGAUGCAUAAGAAUUCCGAAGAAUACAAGAAUGAGUUAGCCAAUCACCUGGAAAAGUACAAUGGAUCAAAAGAGCACAAGAAAGACUUGGCUGACCACCUUGAGGAGUACAAGAAAUCUGAAGAGUACCAGAAAGAAUUGGCUGAUCACGAAAAUGCAUUUUUACAGACCGAACGGUUCAAGGAUAUUGUUGCCAAGGAAGUUGUCCGAUCUUUCAUACAAGGAGUGUCAAUUGCUCAAUGUCGGGUCUACGAUGCCCUUCGCAAACGUUGUCCAGACUUUGAUGUUGCUUCUUGGGGCCUUCCGGCGCAAAUUGAAGAUCCCACAGGAGUUCCUCCAGCACCCAACCUUGUGGAUGGGAUUCUCCCUGUUCCUCUUGGAUUUCCUCCUUCCAUUCCUAAUUCUUAUCUUUAGGAGAUUGUGAAUGACCCAAUCAUGGGCUCUGAUGGGAUGCGCCGUGACCAUACAAAGAUGCUGCAGUUUAAGGUAUUAGCAAGCGUAAGAGCCCUUCCCAGAGGCAACCAACAUGGAAAGAAAUGGACCUCACUCCCAUUCUCCAUAUAUAAACCCCGGUUUUCUACUUCUACGCUUAAUUUUCUUCAACCAUUGAUCCCUCAUGAUCAGAAAGGGAAGAUGUAUGCUGACGGUGGUGGU
Molecule: messenger RNA, 2027 nt
Organism: Cuscuta campestris
Lineage: Eukaryota; Viridiplantae; Streptophyta; Magnoliopsida; Solanales; Convolvulaceae
Source: the annotation of a GenBank genome assembly